CUCAGAGUCCUCUGUCCCAGGAUCAGCAGGCAAAAAGAAGUUUCACCACACUGGUAGAGAUUUUCCCCAUGACACCUGAAGUCCAUGUUCAACUGAGAGUGAUCUGUUUGAAUGACCUGCAUGGUAUGUCUUGAAUGAUUUCUGUCAAGUUGGAAACCAAGGACAUACACUUAGAGAGUGCAAAGUCUGCAGAUGAUAUGAAGCCAGGCCUAACCACCUGCCUGUGAGGAUCACUUUCUCUUUUUCACAAACAAUCAGAGGGCAAGAGAUGGACCUUAAAGUUCUGAUUCCCAUAUUCAAGAUCUCAGUAUAUUAGGGCCUGGAUAACUUAGACUACUUCCUCUUCUAAAAUUUACCGCACUAAUGUCUUUCUCCUAUACUGGUCACACAAUCCAUUUAUUCGCAUGUCCAAUUAACCAUAUCCAACACAUUACUUACAUUUGGGAAAAGGAGUGUGUUUCUGAACGUAUACGAUGUUUUUCACAAUGUUCUAGGAAAAUUAACACAAGAAGUGCUUUCAGAGUAUUGUGAUGCCAAUGCGGUCACAAAAGUAGAGAAGCUGAUGCUACAAUACGUUGUGCUGGUGAAAUUGCUUCUUUGGUUGAUAUUUCAGAAACCAGAGUUCUUGUAUAAACUCAUCUUGUAUUUCAAAUCUCUGCAUGAAUCUCCUUUCAAUUUUUUCCCCCAAAAUAGGAAUGUUCAAGUUCUGAUGAAUGGGUAUAUGCUUAGUGUUCUAUAAACAAUAAAGACUUUAAUUUAUAUGGCUUGUAAUAUCUUAUUUUUCUAGUCACAAAUAAUACAUAUACAUUCAGAAAGAUGGAAAAUAGAGGUAAGAUGAGAGAAUAAAAAUUCUAUAAUCACUGGUAGCAUGUUGCUGUAUAUAAUUCUGCAUGUAUUUUCACUUUAUUUUUACAAAAUGAAUCAUAUUCUAAAUACAGUUUUCUAACCUGCUUUUUCCAUUUACAUAUCAUGAAGGGAAAAUAUGCUUUUAAUUAAAAAUUAUUUAGGGCUGAAAGUUAGAGUUUCUUUCUAAUUGAGCCUCCUCAUUUUCACAGAUGAGAAAAUUAAACUAGUGAGAUUAUAUAAUUAAAGUGAUUUCCAUUUAGGUAGCAUUAGAACCACAUCUAUAAUUCAAAACUCUUAAAUCCCAUGUCACCAUUUUAUGCAUUUUACUCCUUAUUUGCUACAACCAACCCUGAAACAAUAAAUCAGAAUUAGAGAGUGUGAGAAAAUCAUAUCUUCCCCUGAUAUGUUUUAGCUGGGCUAAAUGUUUGCUGGAAAACACAGUGGUAAAGGUCAAUUGUUUCAGAAUUUAUUGAAAAUAUCUUAUAGAAAACAAUUUGUAGAUUUUACUAAUUAGUUUUCAAUCUUUAAAGCUUCAAAUUGAAAUCCGGGUACCGGAACAACACAGGGCUUGAGGCAGUGAAUCUAGGUGACAUCCCAAACUGCUAGAAGUCUAUAAAAAAAUUAUUGUCUAACCAGUGUCAUAGAAAUAUGGCUAAAUCUAAGUAAGAGUUUCCUGACUUUUAAGUUGGUGACUUAAAAAAAAAAACAUUUAUGCUGCAGUAAUUUGAGUUAAAGACUUUUAAAACCGGUUCUAUGAGUCUUAUCAAUCACAAUCAUUUUAUUUGCUAAAUUUAGUACUAGAAUGACAUUAUCUGCACAUUCUUUGUAUAAAAACAUCUAGCAGAGCAUCUUUUUAGGGGCUUUGUGAUUUCAAGAGGUUUUUGGAAUUUUAUGAAAGUUCCACCCACAAUCAAAACCAAUGUUCUCUUAUGGUUGAUUAAUUCUGUCAGAUGGGUCGGAAUUGAUAUUUCUUUGAAUAUAUGCAAAUUAUCCUUCAUUUAAAGUUUCUGCUUUGUCUUUUUUUUCUCUGCUCCAUUUGCUUCUCAUUUCUCUUAUUCUUUCUUCUCAUUUUCCUCUUUACUUCCAUUCUCUUAAAUUAAAAAAUCUUGUGGAUUUCCCUUCCAGUUUAUUUUUUUGAUAUAGGAGAUAUUGAAGUCCUUGAAUAUAUUCAGAUUUACAAAGGCCAUUGACUUACAUAGACAGUUUAUGAUGCUAAUUAAAAGAAGGCCUGCAUAUCUAGACAGAGUCAGAGGAUUUGCAAGUAAUUUGUUUUCUCAAAUACGAACAGUGGUUCCAAGUGAUAAGAAAAAAAAUUACAUUUGCUCAAUAUAUUUAUCACCACAAACUUGGUUCCUGAAUUUGUCUUACAAAUCAGGGUAAUAAAUUCCAGUAGCAAAGAUUUAAUUUUGAAAAAUCAUAACUUCCUUUAACUUUCUUGUAGCAUCAUGAAUUAAAAAUUUCUAACAACCUCAUAUGUUCUUCAGUACACAUUGUCUAUCUUAUCCAAAAGGUAAAAUGCAGGGGAUACAGUUGACUGAUGUUUCUUGACCUGCUUAUGUUUUGGGAGGACAGGAAACAAAUGUUUGUGGUAUAUUCUACUUGUCAGUAUUUUUUAACCAGAUAACACAAAUGACCAGAACUGCAAAGUUUGCAUGUAGGGUAAGAACUGUAUGUAAUCAGAAUAAACUCAAAUAAUGUUGAGAAAUAACAAAAACGAUAAGCAAUGGAUUCCUCAGGAUUUUAAAGUCAGUGUCAUUUCUGUAACAGGAUUCUCUUAGAUGGGCAUGGAAGCUGGGGUCUAUGUAUGUGCCAGACAAAGACUGCAGACCCUGGGUUUUCAUUUCAAUGCAUUACUCUUACUGCCUUCAGCAGGCCCUGAUGUGCUCAUGUGCUUCCCAUCUGCUGGUCCCUCCCAGAAGCCAAUCUGCCAGGGAACCCAGUUGUCCCUGUGGGUCUGCCUCCCAGGUGGAAAAUGGAUACCUGAACACUGCUCCCAUAAAGCCAUGGCUUGCUUUGGAUUCCGGAGGCAUGGGGCUCAGCUGGACCUGGCUUCUAGGACCUGGCCCUGCACUGCUCUGUUUUCUCUUCUCUUUAUCCCCGUCUUCUCCAAAGGGAUGCAUGUGGCCCAGCCUGCAGUGGUGCUGGCCAGCAGCCGAGGUGUCGCCAGCUUCGUGUGUGAAUACGGGUCUUCAGGCAAUGCCGCCGAAGUCCGAGUGACUGUGCUGAGGCAGACUGGCAGCCAGAUGACUGAAGUCUGUGCUGCGACAUACACAGUGGAGAAUGAGUUGGCCUUCCUAGAUGAUUCCACCUGCACUGGCAUCUCCAGCGGAAACAAAGUGAACCUCACCAUCCAAGGGUUGAGGGCCAUGGACACGGGACUCUACAUCUGCAAGGUGGAGCUCAUGUACCCACCACCCUACUAUGCAGGCAUGGGCAAUGGAACCCAGAUUUAUGUCAUCGAUCCUGAACCUUGCCCAGAUUCUGACUUCCUCCUCUGGAUCCUCGCAGCAGUCAGUUCAGGAUUGUUUUUUUACAGCUUCCUUAUCACAGCUGUUUCUUUGAGCAAAAUGCUAAAGAAAAGAAGCCCUCUUACUACAGGGGUCUAUGUGAAAAUGCCCCCAACAGAGCCAGAAUGUGAAAAGCAAUUUCAGCCUUAUUUCAUUCCCAUCAAUUGACACACCGUUAUGAAGAAGGAAGAACAUUGUCUAAUUUCUAAGAGCUGAGGCAAUUCUAACUUUUUGCUAUCCAGCUAUGUUGCUUAUUUGUGUAUUUUGGGGGGGAUUCAUCUCUCUUUAAUAUAAAGCUGGAUGCAAAAUCCAGAUGAAGUGUACUACAAUUUGAAGCAAAGGUGCAGGAAAACAGAGCCAGGAUGUUUCUGUCACAUCAGAUCCAAUUUUAGUAAAAGCAUCACUCGGGAGCAAUAUAGGGAUGCAGUCUUAUGUUGUAGGUGAAGGAUAUGGGUUAGGGGGUGGUGCUGUCCAAAGAAUACAAAGGAAGAGAGUUAGGGAGAGGACGAUAUUGUACACGCUUUGUAUUUACACAUGAGAAGUUUAUAGCUGAAGUAAUGUUUUCAAGUUAAAGUUUUAUGCUGUUAUUUUUCUUAAAUGUGGAAUUACAUGAAGACUUUAAAAAUACUCACAUGGCUAUAUUUUAGCCAGUGAUUCCAAAGGUUGUAUUGUACCAAUAUGUAUUUUUUUUUAUUUGAUAGUAUUGUGCAUGGGGGCCACAUGUGCUUUUGUGUAUUUGCUGAUGGUUUUAAUAUAAACACUAUAUGGCAGUGUCUUCCCACCAUGGGUUCAGGGGAAGUUUUAUGGAGGGGCUCAGGACACUAAUACACCAGGUAGAAUACAAAGUCACUUGGUAACUGGCUUGGAAACUGGCUGAGGUCAUAACUGAUUCUUAUAGACACGUUGAGCUGAAUUGGUGUUGACAUGGGCUUUGGGCUUUUAUGUUAGCUCCUUUCAAAGGUUUGCAAGGGAGUCCAGACUGGUGUAUCUGAUGUAACUCAAUAGAACACCAACCUCAAGAAAAUGGCUCACUCCAGGGGUCUUGUAGGUAUGAACUUCAAGGAAGCUCUAGUUUCACAAGGGCCCCAAUUCCUAACACAUGGUUCAUGCCAUGGACAGAAAAAAGCAGCAGGUGGCAGAACGGGGUGAUGAAAGUUUCUAAAAACUAACACUGUUGGUGUUUUUUAACUCAUUAUUUUCCAUGAAAAUGCAACAACAUGUAUAAUAUUUUUAAUUAAAUAAAAAUCUGUGGUGGUCAUUUUCCA
Messenger RNA from Leopardus geoffroyi (Geoffroy's cat), 4618 nucleotides. RefSeq names its product cytotoxic T-lymphocyte associated protein 4 (gene CTLA4). The transcript has 7 exons. Gene Ontology annotation, biological process: regulation of T cell proliferation; B cell receptor signaling pathway; T cell receptor signaling pathway. The coding region runs from base 2625 to 3521 and encodes 298 amino acids. Lineage: Eukaryota; Metazoa; Chordata; Mammalia; Carnivora; Felidae. The record is from RefSeq and is a predicted model, not a curated record. Gene Ontology annotation, cellular component: external side of plasma membrane; membrane.